AUGCCCCUACUAAUCCACGCGUCCGUGCCUCUCCCCUCCCCCUCCCUCUCCGCGCCUCCAGCCACAUGCCCCGCUGGCGUGGUCUGCCUGACAGGAGCUUUCUGCGUGGUGGAGAGCGGCGGCUUCCCCUUUUGCAAGUGCCUCACCGAGCAGGCCAUAGUCAACGGCGCGUGCUUGGAUGCCGUGAGAUGGAAGACGGUCGCCACGAGCGUCGUGAUCUACAACGCCGCCUCCUUCCCCAACUCGCCUGCCACGCUCGCGCCGGCCGUGCUGCGCGCGCCAGCACCCAACUCGUCGGCGUGCACGGUGGUGCCGAAGGGGUUUAACGGCACGGUGGGGUCGCUGCGGAUCAUGUGGAAUGUGAAUGACGGCGCGAAAGACCACCUGGUGUGCGGCAAGCUCGUGUUCUGGGACCGGCCCGACUGCUCCGGCUCCUCUUCGGUGUUUGAGAUUCCCGGCAAGUGGACGGCCGCCAAGGCCGACAAGUUCAACUACGCCACCACCAGCGUCAAGCUGGUGCCACGGAGUGCAGGAAGGCAGCGGGCGUGGUGGCGACGGGCAGGUCCUUCUCGUGUCUGGCGGCCGUGA
Molecule: messenger RNA, 588 nt
Organism: Closterium sp. Naga37s-1
Lineage: Eukaryota; Viridiplantae; Streptophyta; Zygnematophyceae; Desmidiales; Closteriaceae
Source: the annotation of a GenBank genome assembly